This is a messenger RNA of Paraglomus occultum, 3162 nucleotides long. NCBI's taxonomy places the organism in Eukaryota, Fungi, Glomeromycota, Glomeromycetes, Paraglomerales, Paraglomeraceae. The record is from the annotation of a GenBank genome assembly.
AUGGAUUCCUACGAUCAUUUACCGAACAUUAACCCACAGCAACAAGCCGUAUACUCAGAAGGCAGUUCCGCGCUUGGUAAUUCGGGCUUAAUCCAACAGUCAUCUCCACAUGGAGUAGGAAAUUACGGGGCACAACAACAACUGGCAACUGGAAAUAACGUCAUAGGGCAAUACCUUUACCAAGAUAGACAAGGCCUACAAUCCGUAACCGGCGCAUCAAUACCUCCACUAUCGUCUUUUGAGAAGGUCGUAUUUAAUACAGCUGGAUUGAAUCCAGGUUUGGGAGCUCUGACUUCACAGAGUGCUGGCAACAACAUAGGAAUAGAUCUAUUUCAGCAAGGCAUGCAACGAAUGCCACAAAAUGUUAGUCGUAUGGGCAAUCCCAGAUCGCAAAUAGCUUCAUUACAACAGCAGGCGCAGCCACAACAAUUAAACCAACAAAAACUCUUCCAAUCCCAGUCAUCACGCCAACAACUCACACAACAGCAAAUGAUUAAUCUUGCACAACAACGUCUACGUGCACGUUCGGGUCAUAAACGUCAUCACAGUGGUGCACCAGUCAACCAAUCUCUCCAUCACCGCCAUAAUCACUCUUCUCAUGAUUCUCAAUCUCGAUCUUCAAUUUCUAAACCUUAUGAGCCCGCACCUGAUCUUACUCCUGUUCAGAAACAAUAUUUAGAUCAAUAUGUGCGCAGAGAUUUAUUAUAUCAAAAAGCGCUUGAUCUUCAGCAUAAGAGACAUUUUGCAUUGAGAAGCGAGAAAUGGAAAGAAAUGGAAAUUGCCCACGCCGAACUUAGACAACCUAGGAAUUAUGUUGCUAUUUUUGGUGAGGGUUAUAAUGGAUAUGGCAACGGUAUGACAGGAACCAGGUUCAGGAUUCUUUAUCCACACGAGAGAAAGCGACCAAGAAGGACCCGUGAGUUUAGAUUUACGCUUGAUCAAAUGAGCGAUUUAGCCCAAAAGGACGUUGCCCUUGUUCCGAUACGAUUGGAGAUUGAUUCGGAUGGACAUAAAUUGCGUGAUACCUUCACAUGGAAUCUAUAUGAAAGUCUAAUAAGUCCAGAACACUUUGCGGAGAUACUCUGCGACGAUAUGCAUUUUCCGCCGGCUUCAUUUGUGCACCAAAUAGCUAAGCAAAUGCGAGACCAAUUACAAGGAUACUAUUUGCAUCCUGCAACCGCGCCGCAAUCAACGGCUGGAAAAGGAACUGAUCUACUUUCCGGAAUACCCAAUAUGGAUUUGUCGGCUAUUGUAAAAAGUGAGCAGAUGGACGUUGACUUACAGUCAAGUAACGCUGCAGAGGAAGGCGCUGAUGAAUGCUUACUUGAGGAACUGAGAAUACUAAUUAAGAUUGACAUAACCGUCGGAAAUAUAUCACUUGUUGACCAGUUUGAAUGGGACAUUAACAAUCAGAAGAACGAUCCUGAGUUAUUUGCUGAAAUUCUUACCACCGAACUGGGGCUAAGCGGUGAAUUCAAAACGGCAAUCGCUCAUUCCAUACGAGAGCAAGUACAAAUAUACGUUAAAUCGCUAAUACUGGUCGCACAUCCGUUUGACGGUACACCAGUCAUUGACGACGACCUGAAACAGAGUUUCUUGCCGCCUGUGACGAAUAUAGUACGGAAGGAAGAUUCUGUCGAUGCGCACACACCAGUGCUAGUAGAAUUGACAGAAGCUGAAAUAGACAAGAUAGAGAAAGAUAGAGAAAGAGAUGCCAGACGGAAACGACGGCAGACCCGUGGCAGACGCGGCGUAAUUCUUCCUGACCGCGAACCACCAAAAUGCCAUCGCACCCUCAUACACAAUCUUACCUACGCCCCUGAUCCAGCCGACGAAACCAACAUUAUUGCAGUCACUGCCACCGGGUUUCCUCCAGUUUUACGUAAACUCAGCUCAUUAGGUUAUGAUAACUAUUCAGCAAUUGCUGAUAAGAGCGCAACGCCCUCUUCUGGAAGACAACGCGCACGAGGUCGUCCGGGGACAUCUGCCACAAUUUUACGCGGUGCCACAGCAAUGCAAGCGACAGGUUCUAUGGAUUCUGACUCGGGUCGUCCAGGGUCUGCGGGGCCAAGUACUCCCUCGCGUGAUUCAAGAGAGGUAGUGAAGAAGCGUCGAGUUGAGUCAGGGCCACCCAGCAAAGAAUUAGAGGAGUGGGCAUGUGACGGCUGUGGCACAAAAUUACCUUCUUCACGAAAAGGGCUUGGUAUUGAUAAGAAUUUAUGUAAUGCCUGCGAUGCUCCUGACGAAAGCCCAACCCCCGCGAUAUCAUCACCAGGUGUCUCACCUAGUAAUAACAACACAAGUUCUGCGCCUACCCAACCUCGAUCUUCGGCUAGUCUUACUACACCGAAGCCAGCGUCGGCGACUAAACUCGCAGAAACGCCAAAAAUCAGCGUUAAACAGAAGGAGAGACCACCCAGAAGCGAUCAAAAGAAAAUUAAAUCAAAUGCUGGUAAACAAAACAAAUCGGAAGCGAGCAAAAAGUCUGCUAAAGCUGGAGUCUCAGCAUCUCCGAGAAUAACAAUCACAGCGCCAAAGGAGGCAGCAUCAUCUACGUCAAAGAAGAAUUCUAAUAAUGUACAGGAUGCAAAUUCUGCUGAUAAUCAUUCGGCGACUGCACCGCCAUCCGCACCGCCAUCCGCACAACCCUCCGCACCACCCUCCGCACAACCCUCUGCACAAACCUCAGCACAACCCUCCGCACAACCCUCCGCACAACCCUCCGCACAACCCUCCGCACAACCCUCCGCACCCGCAUCCGUGUCCGCAUCUACUACCACACAGUCUUCGUCAACUUCGUCGGCGUCAACAAACAGCAUGAAACAAGUUGUGCUUCCUGAUUGGAUUAUCAAAGAACGUGACUUGUUGCAGACGCGGUAUCCAAAUGAUCGCUUUGAGAUAAUAGAACGCCGAAAUGAGCUUUGCAUACGCUGUUAUGAUUGUCCGGGGAAGUUAUAUCGUACGGGACCAGAUUUUACUUUGAAUAAUUUAAAAAUACAUCUGCGGAAUAAGGAUCAUAGGAAUAAUGUUGAAAAACGUCUUAACAGUGAUGGGGUGUCUUUCACGUCAUCAGCCUUCGAUAGUGUACAUUAUGUCUUAAUGAGCGAAGACGUGUUUGACCGUUUUGAGAGAACAAUUGGAAGCGACAUAAAGGAAGAUUAA